Molecule: messenger RNA, 3493 nt
Organism: Eufriesea mexicana
Lineage: Eukaryota; Metazoa; Arthropoda; Insecta; Hymenoptera; Apidae
Exons: 3
Coding region: 1-3408 (1135 amino acids)
Biological process (GO): negative regulation of gene expression via chromosomal CpG island methylation; protein ubiquitination
Molecular function (GO): ubiquitin protein ligase activity
Source: RefSeq, a predicted model, not a curated record
AUGGCAAAAGAUAAUGCUGCAAUUACUUUUUGUGCAAACAGUGUUCAAGAAAAUGAAAAAAUGUUACAUGAAUCAUGUUUCAAAAGUCAAGUAGAUAUAAAGAACAAGAAAGAUUAUGAAAAGUUGUUUAUUAAACUUAAUUAUAUUUGUCAAAUAAAAUCAACCAAAGAAGGAAUACAGUUAAAUUCUUGGUGUAACAAAAAUGUCACAAGUUGUAUAUAUGGCCCCAUCUCAGGAUUUCCAUCUGGUUCAUGGUGGGGAAUUCGUAUGGAUUGUUCUAGGGAUCGUGUUCAUGACCCCUUCGAUGAAAAUGUUCAGAAUGGGCCAUUUGGAGUUACUUCAAUUUGUACUUCAAGUAUUAAUCUAAAUGAAGAUGUAGAUUUGGGUAAAUGCCUCACUCUUACAGGAAAGAAAUAUUCUGUUGAACAAUUAGAUAAAGAUCCACUCAUUCAAAAUUAUGAAAAUCAAAUACCAGUGAGAUUAAUCAGGAGCUAUAAUUUAUUUAAUGAAUUUGCACCUAAAACAGGUUAUAGGUAUGAUGGUUUGUACAUUGUAACAAGCUUUUGGAUAGGUAUAAGUUCAAAUGCUGUAAAAUAUUAUAAAUUUGCUCUGCUACGUUUAAAUGAUCAGGAGCCACCAUCAUGGAAUGUCAAACCAGCUUUGUUAUCUAUAAAUACUUCUACUUUACAUUCUACACCUACAUCUUUACGGACCUAUGUAAAAAAUUCUGCUCCAAACAUAUACGAAUUUAAAAAAUAUUCACAUGGUCUGCAAACUACAAUUCAAAAAAGGAAAUAUGAAAAUUCAAAUGAAUUUUCACAAUUACAAAAUAUUGAAAAUAAAAAAAUAGAAAGAAAGAAAAAUGCAACUGAAAGUGCAAUUGUGACUCGUCAUGUAUUUAAAAAGUUAAACACUAAUACAGAAUGUGCAUCAAAUUUACCAAACAUGUCUGUCAUCUCAGAAAACGGAUCAUUAACUCAUAUUGGAAGCAGAGGAUCAAAAACUCAUAAUACAAAUAUUUCUAUACGUACAGGACUGUACAAUUCAUCACAUACUACAAAAAACGAAAGUAAGAAAAAUACUUCAUCACCAUUUUGUAGGACAGCUAAAUCACUUAAUAUCCUUAAAACUAAUCAACAUAUUGAAAAUUGGAAUUUGUCAAACAAAGACAAAAAAAGAAAUUUAGAUGGAAGAACCCAAACAGUAACAUCAAGUGAAUUUCCUAAGCGUAUUAAUUAUAUAUCUUUUAAUACAGGAAAACCAGACUCAAGAAAAAUAAAAUUUCCUAAAGAUAUAAGUGCAGAAAUAAAAAGUGAUACAAAUAAUACAAAUUCAAAUUCCUGUUAUUUGAAUAGAUUUGAAUGUAAUAUUACACAUAAAGAGAUACCCAAUGAUGCUAAAGACAUAUGUAGUAGUACUUUAAACUCAUCUGAUAUAACAACUAGUAUGUUGAACAUGACAAACUGUAUGUACAAAAAUGAAAUUUCAGCUCAUAAAAUGGUAUCCAAAGAAGUAAAAGAAUUGAAAUCACUUGAUUCUUUAGAUUCAAUGACACCGGAUAAAAUUCUUCAUUUAAUUAAUAAUAAAAAUCAUCCUUUAUCAAAAUUACUAAUGCGUAAUAUGAUUGGGCUAACAUCAGAACAAACUAUAGCCUUAGAAACAGGAGAAAUAGUAACAGCUAAAUCAGAAAUCAAAGAUAAAAUAGUAACACAAAAAAGUAAUACAGAAGAAAUUAAAGAAAAAACUAAAUUUGAAGUUAUUUCAGAUGAUUUAAGUGGAUCAAGAUGUUAUAAAUUCAGAAGACGUAGAAAACUAUCCAGAAAGAUAGUGAAUAAGUCAGAAAUGAUAAAAUAUAAUAAAAUACACAAUGAAAAGUUUAAAAAAGGUUCUAUAAAAUCUUCAGAUAUUUUGGAAUAUUCUCGGAAAGAUAAACGAGAAACAGAUAUCUGCAAAGAUUUAAAAAAGAAAAGUAUACAACAAAAGCAUGUACAAAAAAGAGAACCAAACUGUUUAGCAAAUUCAACAAGAUAUAUUAACAAGAAUAAUGGAAAUACAAUAGAAGCAAGAAUGCACUUACAAAUGAGGACAAUUGAUUCAUCGAUAAAGAAACAUAUAAAUAAAAAACAAAGAAGAGAAAUUACAAAUUUAUUAAUUGAUGCUAAAAUUGAACCCAAAAUACGUGGUCCACGAUACAGAAGAUUACGAUGUAUUAAUAAUGAAUAUACAAAACAAUCAUAUGGACAUUUCAAUACUGCAAUGUAUACGUUGAAUAAAUGUAAAGUUAAAUCAGAACGGUCUACUUUCCAAAAUAGGAACAAACUUAGAAAAAUAACUAGCUGUAAACGUGUUAAAAGGAAACAAACUAGAAAUGUUAAAAGGUCAGAAACAUUAAAUUUGAAGCAUAAUAAAAUUAGCAGGAAUCUCACUGUUUCUAAAAAGGCAGGUAAGAAUCAUAUUGUAAAACAAACUGUAAGCAAUAAUAGUAAUUUAAAUAAAAAUGAAAGUAAUAACAUCAACGAUAAGAAAGACAAUAAUAAAAAAUCAAAAUUUGUAGAAAAAAGUGUUAAAAUUGUAGAAAAUGAAGAUGUAACAAUUAUUAAAAAUCGAAAACGAAAAUUAAUACAAUCAGUUUAUAAAGAUUCAAAAUGUAACAAAAGAGAUAAAAAAGCUUACAAUAAUUAUGAAAAAGAAAUUUCAAAACCUUGCAAAACAGAUGCUGUCACUCAGUGUUCUCUCCUUAAAGAACCAUUAGCAAAAAACUUAAAAUCCGGCAGUUAUGUACAAAAUAAUGUUCGUAAUGAACAAUACACUUUUAUUAAAAUAGAAUAUGGUGAUUUUAAAGAUAUGAAAUCUGAAAUAUAUGAAGCUAUGAGGUCAGAUAAUGAAAAUAAAAGUUACACAUCUCAAACUGAGGAAAAAUGUGUAUCUUGUACGGAAACUGUAUAUAAUUUACAGCAGCCUAUGAAUACAAAUGUACUAUUAAAUAAUAGUAUUUUGAGUACAAAAGAGCAAAAUAAAUUUCCACCUGAAAGAGUAUCUGCAUUUGUACCUGUUAAUAUACCAGAUAAUGAUUUAAAAAUUGCUCGAUUAAGAUCAAUAGGAUUUAAGCCAAUUAAUUUUAAUAAUAGCAGUGAAGAUAUUAAUGAUCAAGAUAAAGGAAACAAAAUACUAAAACAAAGUGUUACCGAAAAAUAUAAUAAAUAUACAAAUGAAGAAAAUGAUAUUGUUGUUUACAUGGAUGAUGAAUUACAAUAUCAAGACAUCGAGGAUGAAGACAAAAAUUCUUUGCCUAUUAAAUGCAAAGAAAAAGAAUCAUACAAUUCGUUAUUAGAACAAGAUUUAGAAUCACCUUGGCAUGGGUGGAAGAAAAUUGUAACAAAUAAAGAUACAUAUUGGAUAGGUUGGUAAAAAGAAAUGUAAUAAAUAUUGUAUUAUUAUAUAUAUGUUAGUGUGUGCGCACACAAAUUUUCUGCCAAAAUAAGGCUGUUAACAA